CCCUUUUCCUGUGUGGCCGUCCACUACUGGUUGACAGGAAACACCAGCAGAAACAGGCAGCACACCAGCAGUCACUUCGCCUUUUCAAAACACUGUAUUCAUAGCCUAUCAUUUUCACAGUGUGACAGGUUUCUUCUCCAGGAGCUGGUGAUGAUGUCUGCCCCAGCCGGCCAGGAAGCCGCUGAACACUCCGGGCUGCACAAGUUUGUCUCUGCCGUGUUUUACGCCGGUAGCUCGUUUCUGAUCACGGUGGUGAAUAAAACGGUGCUGACGAGUUUCAGGUUUCCAUCCUACAUGUGUCUAGGAAUUGGCCAGAUGAUCACCACCCUUGUUGUCCUUUAUGCUGCCAAAAAGAGAAAAACAGUCCAGUUUCAAGAUUUUGACAAAAGUGUUCUCUUGAAAAUGUUCCCUCUUCCAUUGUUGUAUGUUGGGAACCACAUAACAGGACUGGCGAGCACCAAAAAGCUCAGCUUACCCAUGUUUACGGUAUUACGGAAAUUCACAAUUUUGAUGACAAUGAUCCUGGAAAUAUAUAUAUUAAGAAAAACGUUCCCAAAGCGACUUGUUUACAGUGUUGUAGCUAUAAUCUUUGGUGCCAUGGUUGCUGCAAGUUCUGACCUGGCCUUCGAUGUUGAGAGUUAUACUUUCAUCCUGCUUAAUGAUGCCUUCACUGCUGCCAGCGGUGUGUACACCAAAAAGAAACUUGGCAUUGAGGGCCUUGGGAAAUAUGGUGUCUUAUUUUACAACUCAUUAAUCAUUGUUAUACCAACUCUCUUGGCAAGUGCAUUUACUGGAGACUUACACAAGGCAGUCACAUUUGAAGACUGGGUUAAAGCCACAUUUAUUUGUUGUUUUCUCAUGUCCUGCUUCAUGGGGUUUGUGCUGAUGUAUUCCAUAGUCCUGUGCAGCCACUAUAACUCAGCGCUUACUACUACUGUAGUCGGGGCAAUAAAGAAUGUUGCUGUAGCCUUUAUUGGCAUUUUUGUGGGUGGAGACUACCUGUUCUCUUGGACAAACUUCCUGGGCCUCAGCAUUUGUAUGUCAGGUGGACUUGUGUACUCAUAUCUCACUUUUAACAACGAAACAUCUGGAAAAAACACAGAAGGAACACAAGAGCUGAAGAUUCACAUUGCAGAAGAUCUUAAAGAGAAGUACUCUGCAAGCUAAAUGGACACUAUUAUAUUUAUCACCACUUGGUGUCACUGUCCUGCUUCAUAUUGGAGAAAACUACUGUUUCUUAUCUUUUGUAUUUCUUUGAAAUCAAUCACUUUCCCUGGAUAGAUUAUUGCUGUUAUUUAAUAAACACCACUACUAAAUGAAUACAUUAAAACAAAAGAACACAUGAAUUCAGGAUCCGGUUCAGUGAAUGUUUAUUGAAGACCAGAAGUGGUAUAACAGUGUGGGCAGGCUGUCAGAGAAAUCUUAACUUUAAAAUGUGUAACAAUGUCUACCAAGCAAGCAGGAUCACUCUACACAUGUCAAACAUGAAAACUGUUGGAGGUUGUUAGCAGAGGGGACAACUGAAACUAAAAUUCAAAACUUCAAAGCUCUUGGUAAAUCGUGCACACUCAAUAUUCUAACAAACACAAUCUGUAUAUAUUAAAUGCCAUACAUUUCUUAAACCACAAAAUAGUCUAAGGGUUAGAAAUGCUUCACAAUAAACUAUAAUCAGGUACAAUAAAUCAUUUGGUGUCUUGAUUAUCAACAAUUUACUUGCCUUCCAGUUUCACCUUAACUCCACAAAAGGGCAAUUUGUAAAUCAAACAGAUUCAAACAUCACAGCUAGAGUGACAGAGUGAGAGACAGGUUGUAGGUGUAGGUUUCCACAAAACAACCAGAUGUAGGGCAGUUAUGAGAGGCUUCAUACAGUGUUGAAUGAUGUAGUGUUGCUUAAAAAAACAGAAAAGAAAGAAAAGCACCCAGCACUACACAUCAUUUCAUGAAAAAAAAAAAAACAAGUGCCAUUUUCCUGGACACGUGACAAAUCUGAUCUUCAGUGCAUUGCAAGCUUAAUCCAAGACUUAAUAGGGGGUGCAAGUACUUAAAACAUAUCUUUACUAAUUUUCUUUCAAUGUGGACCAAAAUGUCUAAAACUGACAAUUCCUAUUAGCUCAAAAGGAUGUUUAAAUUAAUGUGGCUGAGAACUUUUUUAAAUUUUUUGCUGAUUUCAGAAUAUUUCCCUUUAGACAUCGUCGUGAUGUCAGCACUCUAAAACAGAAAAAAAACAUGGUGAAAUAAAUAUCUCAUAAUUUAAACUUUGAAAUGAGAUGACAUACAUGCACCACACACUACCAUGAUGCUAUGCCUGUAUCAUAACUGGUCUGCCACCUUUUAAUAUAAAAGAUGGCUGACAUCAUGCUUCCUAAAAAUAUCUCCCGUCUGGUUGGAAAACAACUUCUGGCCUGCAGAUUUUAUACAUGUCUAUGAGGAAAACUGCUGGAAAAAUGAGAAUAUGGCAUGUUGUAAGAAGUAUUCUGGUUCUCCAAAUAUUUUGGAAUAUUAAGGAACUCAAACCAAAAGACAUGAGGAUGGAUUUUCCCUUGCAUCUCUGGUAAUGUCAUGCGGAUACUAUUUCAUGUAUUUGUACUGUAAGAAGUGGUGAAACUGUCAAAAGUUUGGAUUGCUUGGCAAAGUUUGUGCCUUGCCAGACCUCUGGAUUAGGCUUGCAAUGAUCACCUCUCAUUUGCAUGUAAAAAUGACCAUGUCUCCUGACAGACUGAUCCAGCUCCCCUGACUUUUUUUUGUCUAUUCUCACCGCUUCUUGUAAAGAGUUGUGUGGGUGAGGCUAAAACGAUCUGAAAUCUUUCUCAGUCCAUUUCUGCCACUGCUGGCUGACAUCGGUGGCUGAAAAGUUGUGCUUGCGACACUAGAGAUGAAACCUAGGAGCUGUCUGACAGUCAGGAUGCAACUUACAUUUUAUUAAGUUGGACCACACCCUGUAUCAUUCUGUCCAUCUGAGCUUAAUCCAUAUAUACAUCAAUCAUACACACUCUCUUACACUCACAAUAUACUUAAAAAAACUCGUUACCAUCAAAGUGCAAACAAAACAAAUUAAAACAUAACAGGUAUUCUUCCUUUGCCUUCAGAAGGCAGAAGAAAGAAAGACAUUCUUCAUAUAGUCAAUUCUAUAAUAAUAGCAGCCUAAAAGGAUAAAAUGGAAGCUGAAUAAGGUGCUUUAGCUUGUGCCUUCCUGGUGCUGUAAAGGGGAACAGAUGUUGCUGUACAUUAACACUGAUCUUGGGCCAAUUCAGCUCUUUCUUAAAGUCUGGUUUCACAACUUGAUAGAAUAAACUAAACUAGUCACUGAUCUGCGUUUAUGAAUGAUUUCUAGCUGCAGCACAUAUUGCAGGAAGGCGGAUUGGGAAUGGAGAUAUGAGGG
Messenger RNA from Scomber scombrus (Atlantic mackerel), 3379 nucleotides. RefSeq names its product solute carrier family 35 member D2 (gene slc35d2). NCBI's taxonomy places the organism in Eukaryota, Metazoa, Chordata, Actinopteri, Scombriformes, Scombridae. The transcript has 12 exons. The record is from RefSeq and is a predicted model, not a curated record. Bases 151 to 1167 code for a protein of 338 amino acids. Gene Ontology annotation, cellular component: Golgi apparatus. Gene Ontology annotation, molecular function: antiporter activity; GDP-fucose transmembrane transporter activity.